Mus musculus (house mouse) is the source of this 1671-nucleotide messenger RNA. RefSeq names its product stomatin (Epb7.2)-like 2 (gene Stoml2). Bases 30 to 1196 code for a protein of 388 amino acids. The record is from RefSeq and is marked validated. Gene Ontology annotation, biological process: mitochondrion organization; protein complex oligomerization; intracellular calcium ion homeostasis. The transcript is spliced from 10 exons. Gene Ontology annotation, cellular component: mitochondrial intermembrane space; mitochondrial inner membrane; plasma membrane. Lineage: Eukaryota; Metazoa; Chordata; Mammalia; Rodentia; Muridae. Gene Ontology annotation, molecular function: GTPase binding; T cell receptor binding; cardiolipin binding.
GGUUCCGGAGGUCGCCGAGGCUGUGGGAAAUGCUGGCGCGCGCGGCGCGGGGCACUGGAGCCCUUUUGCUGAGGGUGAGAGCGAGGCAACCUUCACCAGAGGCUCGGGACCGACAUCACCUGGGUCUUGAGCUGGGAAGGAGUGGGCUUCUAACUUUGGGGGAAGGACUGUGGUCACAGGGCUCGGUGCAGGCUUCUGGCCGCGUUCCGCGCCGCGCCUCCUCUGGACUGCCCCGAAACACCGUGAUCCUGUUUGUGCCUCAGCAGGAGGCCUGGGUGGUGGAGCGAAUGGGCCGAUUCCACCGGAUCCUGGAACCGGGCCUGAACGUCCUGAUCCCCGUGUUAGACCGAAUCCGGUAUGUGCAGAGUCUCAAGGAAAUUGUUAUCAACGUGCCUGAGCAGUCAGCCGUAACUCUUGACAAUGUAACACUACAAAUAGAUGGAGUCCUUUAUCUGCGCAUCAUGGAUCCUUACAAGGCAAGUUACGGUGUGGAAGACCCAGAGUAUGCUGUCACCCAGUUAGCUCAGACGACUAUGAGAUCAGAGCUUGGCAAACUCUCUCUGGACAAAGUUUUUCGGGAGCGUGAGUCCCUGAAUGCCAACAUUGUGGAUGCCAUCAACCAGGCUGCAGACUGCUGGGGUAUCCGAUGCCUGCGAUACGAGAUCAAGGACAUCCAUGUGCCACCUCGAGUGAAAGAGUCUAUGCAGAUGCAGGUAGAGGCAGAGCGCCGGAAGCGGGCCACAGUUCUAGAGUCCGAAGGGACACGAGAGUCAGCUAUUAAUGUGGCAGAGGGGAAGAAACAGGCCCAGAUUCUGGCCUCCGAAGCAGAAAAGGCUGAACAGAUAAAUCAGGCGGCAGGAGAAGCCAGUGCAGUUCUGGCCAAGGCCAAGGCUAAAGCCGAAGCGAUUCGAAUUCUGGCUGGGGCUCUGACUCAACAUAAUGGAGAUGCAGCAGCUUCGCUCACUGUGGCUGAGCAGUAUGUCAGCGCAUUCUCCAAACUGGCCAAGGAUUCCAACACAGUGCUACUGCCCUCCAAUCCCAGCGACGUCACGAGUAUGGUGGCUCAGGCCAUGGGUGUCUAUGGGGCUCUCACCAAAGCCCCAGUGCCCGGAGCCCAGAACUCCAGCCAGAGCAGAAGAGAUGUCCAGGCUACAGACACGAGUAUUGAAGAACUGGGUAGAGUCAAGCUCAGUUAGUAGAGAUGACUCGGCCAGGGAGUCUAGGGGCCGGGAGCUGCUCUCAAAAAAGAUUCUGGUUCCAGCCUCCCGGCCAAAUUUUAGUUUUUAUUUUUUUAUUUGAACUUACUAAUCAUGUAAUAAAGUGACCAGUGGCAAAUGGGAAACUGUCCUCAUUGAUUGGGGGAUGAAGUUAGGAAAGCCACUCGGGUCGUCUUUGGCCGUCCACUUCCACCCUUCAGUCCAGGUCGGUGUGAGGAGUUGAUUCUCCACGCGUGACAAGGAUUCACUUCAUGUGAAGUGAAGUCAUCCUGUCGUCAAGAGAAACCUCGGCUGUACGGGGAUUGAGGCAUGGUCUGCUGAACUGCCAGCUGCACAGUGGUGCAGGGGCUUGGGGACACACGGGAAAGGACAGCUUGCCCUUAUGGUAUGGCGGUCUUAAAGGGCAGAGGGUGUAGACUAUUAAGCUAUUAAUAAACUAGGGUUUACAAAAGCA